AUGGCGACGACGCCUCUGAGCCUCUCAUCGGUCUUCUCCUCGAAGCUAUCUACCACUCACUCAAUCUUUCCCACUCGACGGAAGGAACUCAAUCGGCGUCGGAUCAUCGUCGUCACGUCCAGCGCCGGAGGUGGAGGAAAACCGACGAUUCUCGUGGCGGAGAAGCUCGGCCAAGCGGGGAUAGACCUUCUGAGAAAGUUCGCCAACGUGGAUUGCUCUUAUGAUCUGAGCCUCGAGGAGCUCUGCACGAAGAUCUCCCUCUGCGACGCGCUGAUCGUGAGGAGCGGCACGAAAGUCGGGAGAGACGUGUUCGAGUCGUCGCGCGGGAGGCUUAAGGUCGUGGGACGCGCCGGGGUCGGGAUCGAUAACGUCGAUUUAGCUGCUGCGACGGAGUACGGCUGUUUGGUUGUCAAUGCUCCGACUGCGAACACGGUGGCUGCUGCCGAGCACGGGAUCGCGCUUUUAACCGCCAUGGCUAGGAAUGUCGCUCAAGCUGAUGCUUCUAUCAAAUCUGGCAAGUGGAUGAGGAGCAAAUACGUGGGCGUUUCGCUUGUGGGGAAGACGCUUGCGGUUCUUGGAUUCGGUAAAGUUGGAUCAGAGGUUGCUAGACGAGCCAGAGGGCUUGGGAUGCAUGUCAUCACACAUGAUCCUUACGCGCCGGCGGAUCGUGCGAGAGCCAUCGGUGUGGAGCUGGUUAGCUUCGAAGUAGCUAUCUCAAACGCGGACUUCAUCUCUCUGCAUUUGCCUCUCACCGCUGCUACGUCGAAGAUGCUGAACGAUGAGACGUUUGCGAGGAUGAAGAGAGGGGUUCGUAUUGUCAACGUUGCUCGUGGUGGAGUUAUCGACGAGGAAGCUCUGUUGAGGGCGCUUGAUUCGGGGAUCGUUGCUCAGGCGGCUCUUGAUGUUUUCACGGUGGAGCCGCCUGUUAAGGAUAACAAGUUGGUGUUGCAUGAGAGUGUCACUGCCACGCCUCAUCUUGGUGCCAGUACUAUGGAGGCUCAGGAAGGAGUGGCUAUAGAGAUUGCAGAAGCUGUUGUUGGAGCUUUGCAAGGAGAACUUGCAGCUACAGCGGUCAAUGCACCAAUGGUUCCACCUGAGGUGUUGAGGGAGCUGAAACCGUAUGUGGUGCUGGCGGAGAAGCUUGGGAGGCUGGCGGUUCAAUUGGUAACAGGUGGAAGCGGCGUGAAUGCUGUGAAAGUGACUUACGCGUCUUCAAGAUCACCGGAUGAUCUCGACACGAGGCUGCUCCGUGCAAUGGUGAUAAAGGGAAUCAUCGAGCCGAUUUCCAGCGUGUUCAUAAACCUGGUUAACUCGGACUACGUAGCUAAACAACGAGGAGUCAAAAUCUCGGAGGAACGCAUGGUUCUAGACGGCUCCCCUGAGAAUCCAAUCGAGUACAUAACUGUUUGCAUCGCAAACGUGGAAUCAAGAUUCGCCAGCGCGUUAUCUGCGUCGGGAGAGAUCAAAGUGGAAGGCAGAGUGAAGCAAGGUGUUCCAAGUCUGACCAAAGUGGGGUUGUUUGGAGUUGAUGUGAGUUUAGAAGGGAGUGUGAUUCUGUGCAGGCAAGUUGAUCAGCCUGGGAUGAUCGGUAGAGUUGGUAGCAUUUUAGGAGAUGAGAACGUGAACGUGAGCUUCAUGAGCGUCGGUCGAAUAGCUCCGGGGAAGCAAGCGGUGAUGGCUAUUGGAGUAGAUGAACAACCAAGCAAAGAGACUUUGAAGAGAAUCGGAGACAUUUCCGCCAUUGAAGAGUUUGUUUUCCUCAAACUAUAG
Molecule: messenger RNA, 1770 nt
Organism: Microthlaspi erraticum
Lineage: Eukaryota; Viridiplantae; Streptophyta; Magnoliopsida; Brassicales; Brassicaceae
Source: the annotation of a GenBank genome assembly